AUGCCUCCAGAGAUAGCAGACUCUGACGCCGAGUCUGAUUUCGGUUCACCCAUCAAACAAGCGCAUAUGUCAGGAUAUACAACUGAGACCGUCCACCCACCACUCGCCUCACCAUCUGAAGUUGAUUUCGAUCAGUUUCUCGACCCGACCCAAAGACUGUCGUCUUCUGCUUCAUACCAAGUUAACAAUAUUAGCCAGGUCGACGGGUCCGGCGACAACAGCACUCGAGCUGGGGCAGAUGGAGCGAGUGCGGAUACUCAUUUCACAUCACUUUCACUUCAUAUGUCGCCUGCUGUAAAGGCCAAAAAAAGAGCCCACAGUGCUCUACAGGAAGUUGUCAACGAUGCGUCACAUGACGGCUCCGACAAGAAAGCAAAGUCUAAAAGGUCGAAAACAUAUGGUGCAGCGUCCAGGUCGCGAUCUACCUUGGGCGACGACCUAUUCGCACCCUCUCUAGCAUCACUAUCAGAACUCAAUAAUUUAAGACCAGAGGACCCUGACACAACUACAGCAGGCCGAGAAGUAUCCGGCUCACCCUCGGCAUCGAUUGAGCCAAGCAUGCUGGCAGCGUCGAGUUCAGGUAGACCUACUGGAGUGAACUCAGCCCUUGGAGGACCCGUACCCGAAGCAGCACCACUCAUGACAACUUCAAUGGCUUCCAUAGGCCAAUAUCAAUCCAUCAACUUGGAUUUUCGUGGAGGCUUAGACGUCAACGCCAAUCCAUUUGGGCCAAUGAGUCAGGUAUCUCAGGAAGGGGAGCCCAACCAAGGGAGAACUGAGAACCGCAAAGGCUUGCUACAAGCCGCUGGACAGCAACCACCACACCUCUCUAUAAAUCCUUCAAACCUUGAUGUGACAGAGGCACAACUACUGUCCCCCACGACUCAGUCAUGUCCUCAACCGUCGGCCAUAAAUCCGGCCCGACUCAUCCCAACCGACGACCCUGCCCCCCCUUCAGACGUAAUCAUUCAUCCUCAGGCAUUCGAGGCCACAGCCGAAGUCACCGACCCUGCUGCGGAGACCGUUCUUCCAUUCACAGAAAAGCUGCCGCCCAAAAAGCGUGGACGCAAAGCCAAGAAUUCAACAUUGACCUCAGCAUUGCGAGCUCCAAGUCUCAGUGAAGAUGCUGACGAACUUGCCCUACCGAGUAUGCCACCACCCAACCGGUCUCGUCGGACAACUGUCGACUCCAUGUCUCAAGCUUCAGAGGUGUCAGGCCCGGCCUCCUCCACUAAACCCCGAAAACGAGGAAAGCCCAUCGCUGUAGACGCGGCAGUAGAAGCUGACGUGUCAUCACCAGCAAAACUACCAAGCAACGAGCUCGAUUUGAGUGAUGGAGCUAUGAUAGAGUUACCAAAAGAGGCAUACAAGCCGCGGCCAAGUCGCUCACGGUCCAAGGUAGUCGAGGAUGAAACCCCACCGCGAAGGCCCGACGAAUCAUCUCCAGUGAAGCCCACAUCCAGUGGGAGCAAUCUGAGCGACGAAGCGGCUAUCGGCCUGCCGAAGGACAACUACAAACCUCGACCGAGUCGAUCUCGAUCAAAGAAGGUCGUCGACGAGGUACCCGGUCUUCUGCCACCAGAAGAACAGCCCGACCAUCAAUCGCCGGCCAGGAGCGUAGCUAUCAAUGUCCCAGAGGUGGAAACACCUCCCGUGUCUUCGACGAAAUCCAGCAGCAAAAAAGGCCGCAAAAGCAAAGUCAAGCGUGCGAAGACAUCGGCCGCAGCUCUCCUCAAACAAGUGGAGCCAAUGCUAAGCGAGGGCGAAGAGGAUGUCGUCUGGAUGGAUACGAAGCCGGCGCCUGUGAAACUCGAUCUACCCCCUGAGUUAAAGGCUCUCAAAAAAGAGCCCGAUGUGCCGGAUUCUCACGAAGACGAAGACUUUAGACACAGUCACGAGCGCACGACAGGCAAGGACACUCACAUAACAAUUGAGGUACUCAGCAACGCGGAGAGUAAGAACCCUGUGCCAGAGCCUAAGAAGCGAGGCAGGAAGCCGAAGAAAGUGCAGCAGAAGGAGGAAGAGAAGGCGGUCGACGAAGAGGAAGACAAGCCGCCGCAGGAUGAUGACAUGCAAAAGCGACCUGCAUUGGCCGAAAAAUCCAGUAAUGUCCGUGGCCCAGGCCCAGGCCCAGAAACCCUCGAAAGCCCGACCGGUAAGGGCGCCAAAACGACUCCCACCGUUUCGCCCUUCACGUCCCCCGAGCCAGAAUCAAAACCACAGUCAAAGGCCACAAGAGCACCGGUGGAAGAGAAAGAAAACCGACCCCUGACCACGCCGGCGAAGCCGAAAUCCUCCGCACCGCCACCGUGCUCGGCGGAGAAAGGCCCGACGAAGCACUCCCCGAUCACCAGCCUCACGACCUCUGCACGAAAAGCCACCUAUCGCAUCGGUCUAUCGCGACGCCAGAAUAUUCCGAGUCUCUUGCGGAAGGUGGACAGGCACAAGCCACCGCCGAAGAACGUGGCGAUCAAGCAAAAGGAGAAGAAAGUCAAAGUGGACGAAACCCACGACGGCGAUGAAGGAGGUGGUCGUGAUCCCGGUGAGAUGAGGGGCCCAGAUGGCAUGUUGAUCGGAUGGGAGUUUUAA
Messenger RNA from Cladophialophora carrionii CBS 160.54, 2589 nucleotides. RefSeq lists its product as uncharacterized. The transcript has a single exon. Lineage: Eukaryota; Fungi; Ascomycota; Eurotiomycetes; Chaetothyriales; Herpotrichiellaceae. The coding region runs from base 1 to 2589 and encodes 862 amino acids. The record is from RefSeq and is a predicted model, not a curated record.